This is a messenger RNA of Pogonomyrmex barbatus (red harvester ant), 2317 nucleotides long. RefSeq lists its product as uncharacterized. Gene Ontology annotation, cellular component: Las1 complex; preribosome, large subunit precursor. Gene Ontology annotation, molecular function: endonuclease activity. Gene Ontology annotation, biological process: maturation of 5.8S rRNA; maturation of LSU-rRNA. Lineage: Eukaryota; Metazoa; Arthropoda; Insecta; Hymenoptera; Formicidae. The record is from RefSeq and is a predicted model, not a curated record.
CCAGUCGGACCGUUCACGGCUGGUGAAUGUUAAGUUUACUCUCUUCAACAUCAAUUUAUAAAAUAAAAUUGGACUUACUAGAAUCGAAAUAACCUCACGUGUGAGAAGCACAUGGCGCAGAUAAAGGUGCCCAUGGCGUUGCCUGGAACGCAAGACAAUGUGAAGCGGGUACCAUGGUUUUCUCCGAUGGAAUGGCACGACGUAUACAGGCAGAUUUAUUCUAACAACAUGGAAGAACAGACAAAAGCCUAUGAAAGGCUUUUAGCAUGGAAAGCCAGAAUGCCAAAACUACCAGCAGGUGUAGAUUGUACUUUGUCAAUUCUGCAAGUAUGCUUACGUGAUCGGGAAUGGACAUCCAAGAUUGACAGUGGCGAACUGCCAAUGUACUGCGAGAACGACUUGAGUUUGAUGUACUCAACCAUAAUAAUGAGAUUCUUAAAUCACUUCUGUAACAUAGGGCACACAAAACAGACAUCCCUGUUCAAGAUUGCUAAUCAAUUGAAAAUUCCGGAGUGGAUAGUCAGCUUGAGACAUGAGGCUGCCCAUGGACAUGAAUUACCUUCCAUCGGAGUAUUAAGAAUAGCGAUUAAUAUAUUACUUCACUGGUUGCAUGAUGAAUAUUGGGCACCUGAAGCACGCACGAUGGAGAAAUGUUACAUGAAAGAAACAUAUACUUUAGAAAAGGAAGAAUUUGAAGAAACGCAAAUCUUAGAUAUGAUCGAACUUUGGACAGCUGUUAGUUUAUAUAUCAAUGCUGGUUUUAAAUUAGUGUCAGAUUUACCAGAAACGCAACUACGAGAAAUAUUGCAAGAUCUACGAGAUAUGUUGUCUCAGUAUAAAAGUAAGACUUCGGACAGUGAGGAGAACGAAUAUAUAUCCAUUUAUAAAAAAACUAUAAAAAUUGAGAAACAAUACAGUUUGCAAACUGCACGGAUUUUACUUUUAUCUAAGAUAUCAGUGGAUUUGUCUGAAGAUGAAUCUUCGAGUACAACACGCAAAAAAUGCGAUGUAAUUUGUAACGCAUUAUGUAACAAUAAGGUUUUUCUAUCAACUUUAGAUGUCUUGCAAAUUUUUCGGCAGAAAGGAAAAAAGAAUAUUAAUAUGAGAAAGAAAAUUUUGCCUCUCAGAAUGCUUCAAUUUUGGAAAGAUAUCAUCUUUUUACUGCAUAGAGAGAAUAUGUUAGAAGCAUUACUGUUUAAGUUGCUCAAUAUCGUGAAUCAAGAAUAUGAAAAUAAAGAAAGAAGAAAUCUUGCUGCCUUAUGGAUAAGUUCCAUUUUCUAUAGUUUUGUUCAAUUGAAUCUCGCUCAAGAUAUUUCUCAUUCUAUAGAGUACGAAUCACAGAUGUCGAGCAUGAAAUUAACUACAAAAACUUUAAAUCAGCAUCUCAAGGAGCAUAUACAUUCUAAUCAUCCAUAUUUGCGGAAAGUUUUAUGGUUAGAUAUAUCGAGUAUCAUACCACAUUUUGUUUUUGAUAUAAACUUCUUAUCAAGACUUUUAUUAAAUGUGAACGAAUUUUCUGCAAGAUUGAUACAACCGCUUUUGAAAUUGGUUACACCAAAAAUAAAUGUGCAAACGAAAAAAAAAUUAUUAAAUUUACUUGAAAUUUACAUAUUCCAAGAAAACGAUAAUAAUAAGAACAAUGAUGAUGACCUUUGCGAUAAAGUAUUUAGUGUGGAAGAUUUUGAUCUAAUAGAACAUGGAAUACAGAUACAUAAAAUGGAAUGUGCAAUUGAACAAAAACCUAUGUUAGCAGACCAAACAAUCCGUAAUCCACAUUGGAAAUUUGCACAUGGUAAUUACCAAUGGAUUGAAUGUCCUAUUGGAUUAUUGCCGUGGCAGAUAAACUCAUUGAAAUAUUUGGAACCACUUGAAGUGAAGUCAUCGAGAAGUCCGACUUCAGUUUUGGAUUCUCAAAUAGUCGCUGGCAUGGUAAAUCGUAAAAACUUGAAAAUGUGUAGUCGUAUCAAGUGGGACAAUAUAUUGCGAAAGAAAAAGAGAAUACAAAAAAAACGUAACAAGGAUAUCGCAGACAUCAUAAUGAAUAGAGCAUUAGAGAUAACUAAAAAUCAGACAUAAUGCAAAUAUAGUAAUAAAAUGUUACAUAUUAUUUUUCUUUUAAUAAAUAAGUUAUAUAUAUUUAAUAAAAUCCAUUACAUGUGUCUAUCCGUUCGAAACGUAAUUUAUAUUAUAUCAGCAGCAAAUAUAAAGUCCAUAUAUUAAACAUAGAAAAAAAUCAUGAUGUAUACAUCGCAGAGAAAGUAUGAAAAUAUCUUACUAAUUUAUUUGAACAUUUACGGAUAAACGUAUUGCAUAACCA